Molecule: messenger RNA, 3488 nt
Organism: Marchantia polymorpha subsp. ruderalis
Lineage: Eukaryota; Viridiplantae; Streptophyta; Marchantiopsida; Marchantiales; Marchantiaceae
Source: the annotation of a GenBank genome assembly
AGCUCUGCACUCCUUGAGAAUCAUGACAGACACCAAAAGAGUACUUGUACGCAACACCUAUCUGGGCAGCCACAGACGCUACUGAGGGAAUGUAACAUUCCUCCUUCGGUAGGAUGUCCAGGCGCAUGUGGCGGACAUACUCCCAGAGUCGCAGCUUCUAUUCGUGUUUGAGAUUCGUUCCUGUCAUCCACGAGCAGCCUGAAACUUGUAAGUUGAUCUACGUAAGGAAUUUCAAAUCCAGGGACGGAUGGCUAAGUAUAAUCCAUUUUCUAGGUGAUAAGGACGUGUAAAAUAACCAUGACUUCGCUCCAAUUUGAUGUCUUGCACGUUUAUGUGUUCGGCGUCGCCCCUACAGUAGUGUCGGGACACGGAUGGGGAUUCUCUGCUCGACUAUGGUCAAUUUCUCAUGAAUCCUAGAUAGCUUCGGCACACCAAUUGAUCAAGACUACACAGAUGAUACCUUCACUAAGACUACAGUGCAACUAGAGCUGACCCAGUGAGUGCUCUUGCCUAGACUUCAAUUGGCAUUGAAGUCUUCAGUUGUAAAUAUGUUCGGAAAUUUGGCAGCACCGGACCUCCUCACUGCGAGAGCCCAUACGAUGUCAAGCUUAAGGACGACAAAUGAGGUCCAAUGCGUGUGGCAAUUUGUGUGAAUACUUUGAGUUUGUGGCUAGAACGAUUGAAAGCGUUCUAAAUUGUCGAUUACAUUGGAUCGUGGUGCUGUUGUGCCCAGACAUAACAUCAGUAGUUCCUGCUUUGCAAGAGAAACACUGCUUCCGAUGUCUUUAAAUGUUUCUACUUCUUCAAUUCUUGAACAUACAUUGCACCGAGACACAAGACCGCAUUCCUUGAGCACACUUCAAUUGCGAUACUCGUCCAGGAGAACAGCCAAACGUUUUCCAAAUGGUUAUGACUCUCCGUCCACCCUAUCUCGAUUUCACGUAAGCUUUCAUGUCCUACUUCAAAUGCAUAUCGACGUUUCUGUUGAAGAUUCGAAACCGAUGUCUCGUACUCUACUACCACCGAUAAUCAGAUAUGCAAAUGGUGUCUGACUCUGUCAAGUGUAAAUACUUUCAAGGGCUGAUCCGGAAGCAUUUGUAUGCAGAUAAUUGAAUUGAAGUCAAAGGCGAACACCGGCGAAGGUAAAUUAAGUUCUUCUCAACUUUCACUUAAGCAUGCCAUUUAACAUAUGAGAAAGCUUCUAGCAGCUCUGAAAAGCGCCUUAACCUCUACCCACACACACACACUAGAACUUCAGUAUAGACUCUACGCCUGCUGUCGGACAGUUAGAACUUAUGGUCCUUUCGCAUCAUAACAAUGGGGUUUCUGUCUAAGUCUUUCAGACAAGAGUCAGUGACUAGUUCACAUCCUCGUUUCUUUUGGAACGGAAUCGGUGCAGAUGCGAAACGAAUGGACACUGAAAUUCAAAGGCCCAUUCGUGUUGUGAGAAAUGUAGUAUCUGUUCCAUUGUCUCAGAUAGUGCCCGUAGUGCGAUGCGUCUGGUAAUAAACAGUAUACGCCGAAUUUUUAACAGUUUCGAGUUUCUCCGGAGGUGCCAGAAGAUAUGAUUCUUGAUUGACAUCCAUGAUUGUAUGUCUCAUCUGAUUCUCUCAUCCGUCAGCAAGCCUCAAGGGAGCCACGCUCUCGUGAAACCUCAGAUCAAGCGGAAUCGUAACAUCAAGUACCGACCUUGUCUUGAAAUGUUUUUGUGGUACUGUCUCAGUUCAUUACUCCUUAGUGCGAACAUUGUGGAGUUGGGUUGGGAAGGAGUUGAGGAACGGUGUCAAUAUAUCGAUCUUAUUGACCGAAAUACAUUACAAUUUGGUCUCAAAUCAUGUCGAGUUUACUUGUGCAGUAGUAUUUUGAAAUCUGAGUAUAAUUAAUUAGUGGAACUGUUUUUCAGGCGAUUAGGAGCAGCCUUCAAAUCCACUUUAGUCGUCUGGAGGAAGGUGGACGUGAAUCACAUAUCUUAGUGAGAAACACGUGGAAUGCCGUUUGCGAAAGGACGUAGUUUUUGCGAGCAGACGAAUCCAGGCAUACGCUUUAUAGAGUAAACUUGUCCGAUUUUACUCCAUAAAUCCGUUGACCCAGCUUAAAUCGUUAAAAUCGACAAACCGUAUUUGGAUUCAGUCUCAGGCAAUUCGGAUUUCGUUGAUUUCGUGGGCUCUCUCAUACAUGUUUUCGGGCUUCUUGAGAUUUAAGCUGACUAAGCAGUACGCAAAUCUGUGGUGGGCAAUGUACCAGCAAGUUUGCCCAGAUAAUGACGCAUUUGAUGAGGUAAAUGGAUAAACCUCGGACUCCGACAAAAAACACGGGUACAGGAGCAUGGGUUUCAUCUCACCAAGCUGAAUGCACAUCUGUAGGCUUUACUAGUUUAAAUUUGGAAGUUCAAAGCAAGGGUCUAAACCAACUGUCAUCAGAAAUAGGUAAAUUAACUGUUAGGAUUUGAUCCAUUGGUUUAUGGCUUAUGUAACUGAUACCCCUGGUCAGUCAGGUUGCAUAUUGUUUCUUAUAACUCUCUUCAGCUGAUGCCUUCGGACUGCCAGAUCUUUUUAAAUGCAAAUAGAACUAUACCAGUAAAAUCUUAUAUUCCUGAUCUGCUUCAUCGAAAUCUUAGCUCCAACUGGUGAGUAUUUUUCAGUACAAUUCUACAUCAAUGAGGACGAAGAUAUGGUAAUGGUUUGGGACAGAGAACAACAAUUAUGAUUCCUUCAAAAGAAAAAUUCGUUUAGCUCUUCAAGAAUACUUGUCACAAUUUUGUGGCUGAUAGUGUUGAGGAGUUAAAGUAAUGAACCCGUCAGUUAUGAUCUAAUCAUAUAUGGAGGUAGGGGAAGUCGUAAACAGGAUCAGAUUGAAAAUUGGUUUGUUUGUUGUUUCCUGUGAAGGUUUUUACUCGUCACAGGGUGAGAUCAUUGCGAGUUGGGUCCUUGAGCACGUGCUCUCAAAUUCAAGGUAAUGAAUUGACCUUGGCUGAUGGAGUGGUGGAUCGAAUCCAGUCGAUAAAUAUUCUAAUGUGUAAAUAAAGGCUUCAAGAAAGUCACUACAGCGCAUAGCUGGGUGUUUUCAUGUACUUGAUUUUCCUAUUCUUCUGUUCACGUAUUCCCACGACCCUUUCUUUCCAAGGUACGGGAUCUGCUGUGAAUUCAACACCUUUGAGAGCAGGUAAGCUGCUGUGUGUAAGAAGAGAGAAUACAUGGUAAACGAUCCAGGAUUUAUAGCCCGAUCAUGCUCGUUCAUCUUUGUUAGUACGUUGUAUGUACAAAGGUUUCUCUCAUUCGGAUGUGUGAGAAAGGAUGAUUACAGAUGUUGCCGGAGCUAGUUGUAUUUCGGUGAGGAAUAAAAACUGCUAAAUGAUAUCUAGUAAUUCGUAAAGUAACAGUAACGCGUCUUCAUAAAUUGUAAACGUUGUAUCUAAAAUUUGAAGUUUUGACAUUGUGAGUCCUUCGGACUCACAAUGCCAAAAAUAUUAAAUGUCAACAUUUUAGUGU